Labrus mixtus (cuckoo wrasse) is the source of this 3718-nucleotide messenger RNA. RefSeq names its product SH3-domain kinase binding protein 1 (gene sh3kbp1). The coding region runs from base 194 to 2023 and encodes 609 amino acids. Gene Ontology annotation, molecular function: protein binding. The transcript has 19 exons. NCBI's taxonomy places the organism in Eukaryota, Metazoa, Chordata, Actinopteri, Labriformes, Labridae. The record is from RefSeq and is a predicted model, not a curated record.
GAGAGAGAGAGAGAAAGAGAGAGAGAAAGAGGAAGGAAUAUGGUUUCAUCUGACGCUCCUCCCGUUUCAGCUCGGCUGUAGCGGAUCUGUACCGCGAACAGGAGGUUCAAACCCCCCCUUCACCUGGAGCAACCACCCCUUCCCGUGGACCAACCAGCCUGCAGGAGCACUAACAGCACACCGGGAGACAUAAAUGGUGGAGGCCGUGGUGGAGUUCGACUAUGAGGCUCAGCAGGACGAUGAGUUGAGCCUGACGGUGGGCGACAUCAUCGUGAACAUACGGCGGGAUGAUGGAGGAUGGUGGGAGGGCGAGCUUGGCGGACGCAGGGGGCUUUUCCCAGAUAACUUUGUCAGGGAGAUAAAGAAAGAGGCAAAGAGGGAUGGAGGACAGACCAGCAUGAUCAGAUCGGAGCUUUCCAAUGGAAGGGCCAGCCCCGUGUCCGACUCCAGCGUACGACCGGGCAGGAGAGGAGAGCAGAUCCGUAAGCGACGGUGUAAAGCAGCGUUCAGCUACGUGCCUCAGCAUGAAGACGAGCUAGGGUUGAAAAUAGGAGAUGUCAUUGAGAUCAUCGCAGAGGUAGAGGAGGGUUGGUGGGAGGGGUCUCUAAAUGGGAAGACUGGAAUGUUUCCGUCCAAUUUCACCAAAGAGAUCCUGACAGAGUCGGAGACGCCGUCUUUAGACACGUCUCAGGAGGAGCUGCGAAGCGGCCGCACCAGUAAGGACAGUCCAGGCAGUGAGAGUGAUGGAGCAGACAGUCGGUCAGAAACGGGAUCAGGAGAGAUCCAGCCCAAGAAGGUCAAAGGGUUUGGCUUUGGUGACAUUUUCAAAGAUCAGCCCAUCAAGCUCAGACCACGGUCUAUAGACGUGGACUCAGAGGUCAACGAGAAAGCAGCGAGCGGGGCUCCUGAAAGCAUGAAGACUGAACCUGACAGCAAAGCCAAAGGACGGGAGCAAUGUAAGGUCCUCUUUCCAUAUGAAGCACAAAAUGAAGACGAGCUUUCACUCAAAGAGGGAGAAAUCGUCAACAUCAUCACCAGGGACUGUGCAGAUGCAGGCUGGUGGAUGGGGGAGAUCGGGGGAAGGCAAGGUGUUUUUCCAGAUAACUUUGUCAAGCUGCUAGAACUGGAGAAAGAGAGACCAAAGAAGCCGCCUCCCCCCAGUGCACCCUCAGCGAAACACAACACAGAGAAAAAGUCGGAGGUUAAGAAGGUUCCUCCUGAGCGACCUGAACAUCUGCCACAGAGGGACCAGGAUCGAGGUGAAGAGGGCAAGUUUGGAGAAAUCCCCAAGCCAUCCCUCCCAUCCAUCCUCCCAAAGAAACCCCUCCCCCCAAAGACUAGCUCCUCCUCUUCCUCCUCACAACCUCCGCGGCGCCCAGAGAGACCGCCCACUUUAGCGUGUGAAAGCCCCAAGUCUGAGGGCGGGGCUUCGACACCAGAUUCUGCCCCUGACAGGUCACAUGACACUGAUGCGGACCUGGACGCCGUGGUGUUGUCGACGGAGAAGCUGAGUCAUCCGACGGCAUCUAGGCCUCGAGUCACAGACCGCCGGCCUCGCUCACAGAUCAUCUCAACAUCUUCCUUGUCCAGUAUUGAUAUGGACCCACCUGUAGCGGAGGACAGAAAGGACAGACGGAGGGAGGAACCAGAGACAGUCACCCUCAAACCUUUGGAAGUUACCCUGAGGAAAGGACUGCACAACAUCUCUGUACCUGACAGUAAAGCACCACUGCCCGUCAAGCCUUCUGUCCUGACCCCGCCCAACUCCAGCCAGCGCCCUGUGUCCCCGUCUUCCUCCUCGGGUCUGACCCCCUCCCCCGAGCUCCGCCAUUCACCUCUGACCCCCCCAACACUUGAGGAACUCAGGAACCAGCUGAGAGACCUGAGGUCCUCUGUAGAACUGCUGAAGAGCCAGCACAGGCAGGAGAUGAAGCAUUUGUCGAACGCAUUAGAUGAAGAGAAGAAGAUUCGUCUUAGUUUACAGAUGGAAGUAGAGCACAUAAAGAAGAACCUGUCAAAAUGAAGAAUUUAUCAUUGUCAUCAGUGCACUAUGACCGACACAUCAGAGGCCGGCGUUUGAAAACAUUCUCACUGUUGGCCCGAGAAACUACAGCCAAAACAAAGUUUGUGCCAAAUGAUCGUCAAGGUCAACAUCAGCAACAACACAUCAAUAUUGAAACAGCCACCUUCCCCUCCCCCGACGCCGCCUUAUCCUGUGUUUUUCUUUUCUUUCAUUUUUUUCUGUUGAAGAGGCUUCUCUGUUAAGUUUACUGCUAUCUUGUCGAUUACUUGUUGUGCCACUGGUACUGACUGACCCGAGUCCUGUGGCGGUGUGUGUUGCCACAAUGAUGUCACGGCUGCCUCGGCGGUCUCACUGGUACUUUUUAAUGUAGAAGUAUGAAGGAAACUCGGAAAAAUCGACAUCCGUAGCCCAGUUGGUUCAGACGACCUCUGUGCUGUUCUGUGUCCACUCUGCGGCCUUUGCCUCAUAUCAAUACGUGUGUGUGUGUGUGAGUGUGUUCUUAUUUUUCCUACAAAAUGGGGACAGGAGUUUUAAUCCAACAUAAUGGGGACCUUUUGUAAAGCUAGGUUGUUUUGGCCAGACCUGAUCUCUUAUUGUAAGGUUUAGGAUUUUGGUCGAUCAAAACAUUACACUUGAAGAAGGCGCAUCAUUAGCAUUAGUGUUAAUGGACACACAAUGGACCUUGAUGUUUCUGUGGUACACUGCAGGCUGGUGAUUUUGAAGCAUCAGAACAAGCGUUGAUUCAUUUACCUGCAGCUCUUUCUUCUUAGUGUCAUAAAUUUGUGGUUAAAUGUUUUAGCUAUAUGGAGGUUAAACUUAAAAGCACAUCACGACUCUUCCUCCAUCAUUUUAAAAUGAAAUGAAAAUCCUACCAACAUGACAAGUUGUAGCCUACUGUAGGUGCUAUUUUCAAAAUGUACAUUUCGAGAAAGUGGCUGUUAUCCUUGGGAGUUAUAUCACAAGAUCUGUAAUGUAUUCAAUUCAGCUAUUGAUUGCAGCUCAGUAGCUUAGCAUAGUAGAAAUAAUUUAUUUGACAAAAUGCAAAUAGAAAUUUGACUGAAAAUAAAAGAUAAAAAAAAAGAUUAUGCACAGAAAAGCACAUGAAACUGUGUGCACAUACCCUAUAUGUAUUAUUUGUUUUGUUAAGAGUAUUGCCUUCCGGACAAAAAAUCAUCAUUUUAUCUUUUUGCUUUUGAAGUUUUUGCUUCAUGACUCCAGAAACGUAAAGAAACAACUGUGCUGGUUGCAUCAUAUCCCCCAAGAUAACAAAAGAAUUGUUCAUAUGCAUCUGAUGUUCCUGGUGCUCUUUUGGUAGCAGGGAAAAGUUAAAGACAGGGUUUGAGGAAUGUAGUCACUGAAAGGACCUCACAGGUUAAUGAAGAAAAAUGUGUGUGUGUGUGUGUGCAUGUGUGUGUGUGGUUGCAUGUACGGCUGUUUGCCUCCCUUCCUUAUAUGUGCACAGAAUCUAUGGCAACCCGUCACUGUGGCCUUCCUGUUUUGACUCCAAAUAUUUGUUCUUCCUUUCUUUCUUUCUUUCUUUCUUUCUUUCUUUCUUUCUUUCUUUCGUAUGACAACAAGAAAACUGCUACAACUGAGGCUACAAGUUGUUUUCUUGACUUGGUCCUUUCUCUCCAGGAUAGUGAUAAAUAUAUACUUUUAUAUUUCAGUGUAAUAAAGAUGCUAUUAUGUACUGUA